Molecule: messenger RNA, 1426 nt
Organism: Seriola aureovittata
Lineage: Eukaryota; Metazoa; Chordata; Actinopteri; Carangiformes; Carangidae
Gene: lin7b
Product: lin-7 homolog B (C. elegans)
Exons: 6
Coding region: 206-868 (220 amino acids)
Biological process (GO): neurotransmitter secretion; maintenance of epithelial cell apical/basal polarity; protein localization to basolateral plasma membrane
Cellular component (GO): basolateral plasma membrane; MPP7-DLG1-LIN7 complex; cell-cell junction
Molecular function (GO): L27 domain binding
Source: RefSeq, a predicted model, not a curated record
AACGCCUCAUUACAGAGUCACGCACUGGCGCUGGAGGGAGGCAGCUGCGUCAGGUUGUCCCGCCUGGUCCUCGGUCCAGCAUCCCGACCCCGCUCAGUCCGACCGUCGCCUUCAGCCUGCGGACAUGUUGUAGGACAUGGACCCCACAUUGCUGUGAACCAGACUUCCUGCUCAUAUUCGCGGUUAAUUAGCGGCGGAGCUCAACAUGAUGUCCUCUUACUACCACCCAGCCAAGGAUGCAGACAUGGCGGCCAUGACGGAGCCGCUCUGCCUGGAAAGAGAUGUGUGCAGGGUGAUCGAGCUGCUGGACCGUCUGCAGCGGAGCGGUGAGCUGCCUCCUCCCAAACUGCAGGCCCUGCAGAGAGUCCUCCAGAGCAAGUUUUGUGCAGCCAUCAGAGAGGUGUACGAACAGCUGUAUGACACUCUGGACAUUGUUGGAGGACCAGAGGUACGAGCGCAGGCCACAGCCAAGGCCACGGUGGCAGCCUUUGCAGCCAGCGAGGGCCACGCCCACCCGAGAGUGGUGGAGCUGCCCAAGACAGAAGAGGGUCUGGGCUUUAACAUCAUGGGAGGCAAAGAGCAGAACUCCCCCAUCUACAUCUCCAGAGUGAUCCCCGGGGGGGUGGCAGACCGCCAAGGAGGACUGAAGAGAGGAGACCAGUUGCUGUCAGUCAAUGGCGUGAGUGUCGAGGGGGAGCACCAUGAGAAGGCCGUGGAGCUGCUGAAGGCCGCCCAGGGUUCAGUCAAACUGGUGGUCCGGUACACCCCGAAGGUCCUGGAGGAGAUGGAGGCUCGCUUUGAGAAGAUGAGGAGCGCCCGGAGACGACAGCAGCACACCAGCUACUCGUCUCUGGAGUCCAGGGGCUAGCUGAUCCAAUGCCUGCGUCCACCUCAUUGUCCAACCCUCCUGACUCCUCUGUUCCUCUGGGAGGAAGACUGUAGACGAGAAGCAAAAAACCAAAGUAGCCUACCAAGACCUGUUACCUGAGAUUCUCCAUGAAGCUGCGGUUUAGAUUCUCUCCCUCCUCUCCCUGUCUCUUAGAGAACGCUGAGUGAGCUUGUUGUCAUGCCUGUAAUACACCGUCCCAGUGUGAAGUCAUCCUCAGCAUCCUGUUGUAUAAGGGCAACACAAUGAUCCCUUCAGUGUGUGUCUUAACUAGAAGCCAGUGUUGUUUUACUGUGUGGACACUGGAGUCCUUAACAGUGUCUGCAGUUAGACCUCAGUAGCAGAGGAAACCUACAGCCUUCACCAUCAUUAACUCCAUCAGACGUCCCAGCUAGAGGGCUAACCAUUAGCAUCAUGAAGACCUCCCCUGGAACCAGUAUCAUGUUAGUCAAAGACUUGUUUUGUAUUCUUUAAUUUGUGACCUGUAAUCGUUUAGUUACAUAAUUAUUCAUCAAAUAAAGUCUGACUGUGUAAACUGAA